Colossoma macropomum (tambaqui) is the source of this 2296-nucleotide messenger RNA. RefSeq names its product angiopoietin 2b (gene angpt2b). Lineage: Eukaryota; Metazoa; Chordata; Actinopteri; Characiformes; Serrasalmidae. Bases 747 to 2273 code for a protein of 508 amino acids. Gene Ontology annotation, biological process: Tie signaling pathway. The record is from RefSeq and is a predicted model, not a curated record. Gene Ontology annotation, molecular function: receptor tyrosine kinase binding. The transcript has 10 exons.
GAGAGUGGAAGAAAUCAGGGGAGAAGGGGGGGGUCUAACGAGAAGAGAAUGUUCUUUGCUCUGGCUAUUGAAGUGGGUGCCGGGCACAUUUUUUGUGGCCUCCACGCCAACUCCUGAGAAAGGGAGGGGAAGAGAGGACAAGGAGAGAAAGUGAGUGAUGGAGGGAGGUUGAGUGAUUAUGUGUCAAAAGACGGGAUGUUAAGGUAGACUGCUACUUAAAAAGCUCUGGCACUGUGUCCAAAAAGUCCACGGGUUCAGGACUCAACUCCAUAGCCGAGUCGCCCAAGAGCAGCUUCAACAAAAAGAGAGGGGGAAACCGAAAACAAUUCAGAGAGUAAAUAAACACAGAGCGUGUUUGCAGCAUGUUUCCUGUAUUGAGCCGUCCAGAGCACAGAGUGGGUAAAGAAUAGGAAGCAAUCGCCCUGUCCCAUCUGUCCUGGCUGUGCUGCACUUAAAACCACAGUAGCUUUUUUUGGCAGACGGCAUUGCGAGCAUAAUGUCAUAAAAGAGCUCUCCCAGGACUGACGCAUCAGCCACGGAAGAAGUGAAGGGAAAGGAAGGCGCGGAAAAAGAAAAAAAGGCAUAAGUUGAACUCGGAGAACAAGAAAACCUGCUGGAAAAAAGAAAUAAUCCAAGGGAAAGACUUCUGAGGAGAGAGCUUCUCACCUGACCUGUUUCCACUGGAGUACGCUAUUCUUUUUUUUUUCCAGACAUUCUGUCCAUAACCUUCAUCCACCUUUCCUGGCAUGGGCUGGCUGCUGGCUCUGGGGUCGCUGGCAGUAGCGGUGGCAGUGGCGAUUGGCUCAGAGAGGAAGAAGCACCAGGUGCAGCAUGGCCCCUGCAGCUACACUUUCAUCCUGCCAGAGGUGGAGCAGUGCCAGGCCCGGGACUUUCAGGUGACCAACUCCCUGCAGAGGGAUUCGCCCCUGCCCCCAGAGACAGCCCAUGCUGAGCCCACCUGGCAGGAGAGAAAGCUGGAGAGCCUGGAGAACGCCACUGAGAACAACACACAGUGGCUGCAGAAGCUGGAGAGUUACAUCCAGAAGAAUGUGCGCUCGGAGAUGGUGGAGAUGCAGAGGAAUGCCAUUCAUACGCAGACGGCCACCAUGCUCGAGAUAGGAACCAAUCUCCUCAGCCAGUCAGCAGAGCACACACGCAAGCUGACAGAUGUGGAGACUCAGGUUCUCAACCAAACAAGUCGUCUGGAGAUCCAGCUGUUGGAGUACUCUCUCUCUACCAACCGCCUGGAGAAGCAGCUCCUGCAGCAGACCCAGGAGGUCUCCCGCCUCAAUGACAAAAACAGCUACCUGGAGCAGCGCUUCGCAGCUAUGGAGGCCAGACACAGCCAGGAGCUGCAGGUCAUCCAGCAGGAGAAGCAGCAGCUGCAGGAGCUGCUGGACAGACAGAGCCGCCUGGUCACCCUGCUCGAGGGACAGCUGGCCAGCUCCACCCGCAACAGCACUUUGCUCCAGCGCCAGCAAGCUACUCUCUCAGACACAGUACAGCGGCUACUGGCCCUGGUCACUCACUGCAAUGCAGAUAUUACCAGUCCCUCCAAAGAGAAGAUGGAAAUCUUCAGAGAUUGCGCUGAGAUAUACAGGUCUGGGAUUACAGAGAAUGGAAUAUACAGCAUUCAUCUCGCUAACAACACACAGACAGUUAAGGUGUUCUGUGAUAUGAAGACCAGAGGAGGAGGCUGGACUGUUCUUCAGCAUCGCUUUGAUGGCUCAGUGGACUUCCACCGUAGUUGGAAAGAGUACAAAAUGGGAUUCGGAGACCCCUCAGGAGAACACUGGCUAGGAAAUGAUGUCAUCCACCUGCUCACCACAUCCCAAGACUACACGCUGCAGGUCCAGCUCAAAGAUAUGGAGGGAAACCAGGCCUACUCUCAGUAUGACCGCUUCCACAUCGAGGGAGAGGAAAAGAAGUACAGUGUCCAUGCUCAAGGUUUCAGUGGUACAGCUGGACGCAUCAGCAGCCUGACCCACUCUGGCACCAUGUUCAGCACUAAGGACCAGGACAAUGACCGCUGCAGCUGCAAGUGUGCCCAGAUGGCCUCAGGGGGAUGGUGGUUUGAAGCCUGUGGACCAUCCAAUUUGAACGGGAUCUACUAUGCUGGAAUCUCCAACGUAAUGCGUUACAAUGGCAUCAAAUGGUAUUACUGGAAAGGGCCAAGCUUGAUGGCAACCAUGACGACAUUGAUGGUCCUCAAUGUGCAAUUAUGGCAAAUCAUUACCACUAUUGUGAGACUCUCAUUGUACUACUUUACUUAAAAGAUGGCGAACCGAAGGGUACA